AUGACGCAGGGAAAGGUAGGUGGGGAUCAGGACAAAAUAAACCUUGCUUAAUUCUAAUAAUCAAGCUGGCUUGUAGACGCUUGGCAUAAUUAAGGACAAAUGCAAUUGUGGUGUUGAAUUAAUGCAACCUCACCAUCUUUGUGUGUUUGUGUACGAGAGCAAAUCAUCCAUCUGCUUGUUCUUUGCACCAAAUCCCUGUUGCGAAAGAGAAAAAGCGGUGUGGGGGGGGGGGGAUGAUGUGGGAAGAGGUUUAUCGCAUGUCACCGCAGGGCUAGUGACAGGAUUGCUGUCAAUCACCGCCACUUAUCCCCUAUCAUCUCCCCUGGGAUUUGUGUUCCUGCCAGCCUUUUAAAAGUGCUCUUGAAACCUUGCAAGAAUAAGAAAUCCUGUUCUUACUCAUUGCAGGAGGUUGAACUGAAGGAGAUUAAAUGUCAUCCAUCACACCCCCCUGGCCCUGGCCUCUCCAACCCCCCAGUAAGAAAUCAGUUGCCAUGUAAAAGCAGCAUCAGAGGGGCGUUAAAUGCAUGUUUUAGUUUUUGCUUCCUGUAGCUGCUGGCUAUGAUGUAAGCAACAAAUCUAUGGUGGUUCAAUCUUGGAUGCUGCUGCAAUCGCUUAUGUUGUGUGUUCCAUAAUUCUGGGUCUCACCUGUGCGCAAAGGGAGUUAUGUAAUAGGGCUGAGUUAUCCCAAAUGCUCCCUUGCUUGUGGAACUGGAAUGUGGCCAGCAGAGUGUUGAUGUCAUGCAAUGAGAUUCUACUCCCAUGCCUAUACUAGAGGAUACGUAUGAAAUGCUAAAUUUCUUGCACAAAGCUGGACCUAAGAAAUCUCCUUUGCAAAGGUCCCCUCCCUUUCUCUUCUGCCCCCCCUCACCUUCUAGGCACUUGCUCCCGUUGAAUUAGGUCACCUCAAUCCAGAUGGCACCACACUGACGCAACUCCUGGACAACUCCACACACCUCUGAUUCAUUUUGACGCUGCUGCUGAUUGGCUCACAUUUUUCAGCUGCCAUGUGUUGAGUUGUUAUAAUUAUAGAAAGCUUUUGUGGGGUGGCUGCAAGGCAGCUCUUGCUGCUGUGAAGCAGCCUAGGAUUCAUUAGCAUUGUCUUUAUGGAGCUGUGCUGUUGAUUGUACAGGGUUGGGGUUGGGGACGCCACAUUGAGUGUCCAGCUGCCCUAGGACCUAAAUCCUUCUGGGAUCAAUAGGGCUUAUUUUGAAUCUGUUAUCCAAGAUAGUGGUGUCAAGUGAUACUGGAUCACAGAGUGUGUUGCUUCUGUUGUUUUAAGUAUUUUUAACUGCUGUGAGACAUUAGGGAGGAUAUGUGUUUUUUCUUCAAGCCACAGAAGCAGAGGCAUAAUUCAAAAUGCUAUGGGAGCAGCAGGUUGGAUUCUCCUGCAGUCUACAGGAGGGGUGGGGAACAUUUGGCCCACCAGAUGCUGCUGAACUACAACUCCAUGAGACCCAGCCAACGUGGCCAAUGGAAAGGGAUGAUGGGAGCUGCAAGUCGGCAACAUCUGGAGGGCCACAGGUUCUCCACCUCUGCAUAGCUGUCAAGCGUCCCUUAUUUGGAGGGACAGUCCCUUAUCCCAGCACCAUGUCCCGCUGCUGUCCCUUAUUGAUGGAUGUCCCUUAAAUUUCCUGGGUUUCAAAGGAAGCAGCUCCUUUCCCACCCUCCUUGCCGGCCAGGGAGGAGGGAGGCUCCAACUGUGUUGCUUGGCUGCCCGCCCCGCCUCCUCUCACCAGCCUCAGCCCCUGGGAGCCCCUCCCCGCCGGGACUGGCAGGAGCCUCGGGCCCUUCUGCUGCCAUCCUCCUCGCGGCCGCCGAACUGAGCGUCUCUGCCUGGGGCCUCCCUCUGCCCAUCGCCGCUGCUCCUGCUCCCGCUAGGCCGUACUGUGGUUGUGCCGCCGAAGGACCCGGAUGAGAUGGGCAGCCUGGCAUGGCCUAUCAAUUACUGAGGAGCCUUGAGAGGAGAGCGAGGGCAACCAUAGAGAAAGCAGUUCAGAGAGAGGAGGAAGAGGAGGAGGCGGAGGCGGAGGCGCGGGCAGGUGUUCCAAGGGCUACAAGGGAAGGACCGCAAGCGCUUCUCCCAUAGAUUUCUAGUGGUAGACUAGCAUAGAUGGUCUGAUCUGCGGGUUUACUUCGGGCGCUAUUCCCCCCCUUCCUCCUGCCCCACCAGAUGGAAUUGUGAGCUGCAGAUGGAGCAUGAGAGAAAAGAUACAGAACUGCAGCAGCAUCUUCGUAGCUUGGACUUCGUUUUGCGCGAAAAGCGGUUGCUGCUUGUAGUUAUUUAAUUGCAGUGUUUCAUCGGCUGGUGUCUUGAGCAGCAACCUCUGGAAACGAAGGGCUAAAAACCGGCACUGCUCUCCAAAAUUAUCUGGUCCCUUUUAACUUCGUAUUUCAGCUGGUAGACUAAAAUCCCUUAUUUUUGCUGCUGGUCCCUUAUUUUCAAAUCUGUAAGUUGACAGCUAUGCACCUCUGGUCUACAGAUUGAACCUCCUAGAUGGCAAGGCUGAGCUUACAGUCUCACAAAAAAGCCAGUGGAUCAGUCUAGGGGCAUGGGUAGGCAAACUAAUGCCCGGGGGCUGGAUCCAGCCCAAUUGUCUUCUAAAUCUGGCCCUUGGACAGUUCGGGAAUCAGCAUGUUUUUACAUGAGUAGAAUGUGUCCUUUUAUUUAAAAUGCAUCUCUGGGUUAUUGUGGGGCAUAAGAAUUCAUUCAUUCCCCCCCCUUCAAAAUAUAGUCUGGCCCCCCAUAAGGUCUGAGGGACAGGGGAUCCCUGCUGAAAAAGUUUGCUGACCCCUGGUCUAGGGAAAUGGACACAUCUACAAAACAAAAUGGAAUACAACAACUGUGGGGAACCCACUGAGGCCUUCGAGAUGUCAUUGGACUACAACUUCCACCAGCCACAGCCAGGGAUGGUGGGAGUUGUUGUCCAGCAACAUCUAGAGGACCACAGCCCCUCGCUUGAUAUACAUGAGGAAACAAUGGCUUCAUGAAAAACGUAAUGAGGAACCUUUUCAUAGAAUCAUAGAGUUGGAAGAGACCACAAGGGCCAUCGAGUCCAACCCCCUGCCAAACAGGAAACACCAUCAGAGCACUCCUGACAUAUGGUUGUCAAGCCUCUGCUUAAAGACCUCCAAAGAAGGAGACUCCACCACACUCCUUGGCAGCAAAUUCCACUGUCGAACAGCUCUUACUGUCAGGAAGUUCUUCCUAAUGUUUAGGUGGAAUCUUCUUUCUUGUAGUUUGGAUCCAUUGCUCCGUGUCCGCUUCUCUGGAGCAGCAGAAAACAACCUUUCUCCCUCCUCUAUGUGACAUCCUUUUAUAUAUUUGAACAUGGCUAUCAUAUCACCCCUUAACCUCCAGGUUAACCUCCAGGCUAAACAUGCCCAGCUCCCUUAGCCGUUCCUCAUAAGGCAUCGUUUCCAGGCCUUUGACCAUUUUGGUUGCCCUCCUCUGGACACGUUCCAGUUUGUCAGUGUCCUUCUUGAACUGUGGUGCCCAGAACUGGACACAGUACUCCAGGUGAGGUCAGACCAGAGCAGAAUACAGUGGCACUAUUACUUCCCUUGAUCUAGAUGCUAUACUCCUAUUGAUGCAGCCCAGAAUUGCAUUGGUUAUUUUAGCUGCCGCGUCACACUGUUGGCUCAUGUCAAGUUUGUGGUCAACCAAGACUCCUAGAUCCUUUUCACAUGUACUGCUAUCAAGCCAGGUGUCACCCAUCUUGUAUUUGUGCCUCUCAUAUUUUUUUUGCCCAAGUGCAAUACUUUACAUUUCUCCCUGUUAAAAUUGGCUCAGUUCUCUAAUCUGUCAAGGUCGUUUUGAAGUGUGAUCCUGUCCUCUGGGGUGUUAGCCACCCCUCCCAGUUUGGUGUUAUCUGCAAAUUUGAUCAGGAUGCCCUUGAGUCCAUCAUCCAUGUCGUUGAUAAAGACUUUUGCUAUAACCCUACUAGUUCCUCUCUUGCUUCUUUAAAAGCACCACAAACCUGAGCUUCUGGGUCAAGAACUGGCUGGAUGAAGAAGAGUGGUGGGAGGCUCUGGAGGAACCCCCAUGGGAAACCGCAGAGGAGGAAGGCCAUGAACCAGGGGACGUGGUGGGACAUGGAAGUUGGGUCAGAGGAAGGAGGAGGUUGGGGUGCUGAAGAAGCAACAGGCUUGAGGGAGAGAGAAGAGCCACAGGUAGAAAGCCAUUCAAGGGCAGGGCAGGAAGCAGAGGGAAGAAAUUCAGGUUCAGGACCUGAAGCAGAGGAGGAAGGGGACAGGAGCUAUGGCAGCUUCACGGGAACUGACAGGUCCCACUGUAUUAAUCUCCCCUCCCACCCGUGUCUCCAAGGACACACAGAGCUUUGCAUGUAGCCAAACAAAGAGCACAGAGAGAAUAAGAGGUUAAGGUUGUUUGGAAGACAUACAGCUAAUGAAGAGAUUUGGGCUUGCCAAUCAGAAGGUUGGCGGUUCUAAUCCGAGUGACAGAGUGAGCUCCCAUUGCUCAGUUCCUGCUCCUGCCAACCUAGCAGUUCGAAAGCACGCAGUGCAAGUAGAUAAAUAGGUAUCACUCCGGCGGGAAGGUAAAUGGCAUUUCCGUGUGCUGCUCUGGUUCGCCAGAAGCGGCUUAGUCAUGCUGGCCACAUGACCCGGAAGCUGUACACCGGCUCCCUCGGCCAAUAAAGUGAGAUGAGCGCCGCAACCCCAGAGUCGUCCGCAACUGGACCUAAUGGUCAGAGGUACCUUUACCUUUACCUUGGGAAGGGCAGACAGGCAGUCUUGGCCACUGUGCUACUGGAGGCAAGCCGUGCCCUGUGGUGCUCUCUGGAUGUACUGUAUGCUGUUUAUCCUAGUAAAAAGCUAACUUUACUUCAGGUCUGUGAAUCUCCGUGCUGACCUGCAUAUGAACCACCUCUGGCAUUAAGGUUCCCUCUUACGACUGUUGGCUAACAUGCCAUCAUUGACAAGAGGUCUUAGGAAAAAAAUCAGUUUCCAAGACCUUACUUGGUGUAUAUGAGAAAUGAGCAUGUCCUAAAUCUGGGCGGCAGUCAAUUUAGUUUACUCAGGGUGGCAAGACUCAGCAUUUAGUUCAACCAAGGUUCACCGCAGAUCCAUUGGUUAAACAGUAUUGCCAUUCUUAUUGAGCAUGGGAAAGCUGAGAAGGUCAGACCAUUCUCUGUAUAUAUGCCCCACCUCUUCUAGGCUUAGAGGACUGGCCAUGUGUCCUCUUAAAAAAAUACUGGAACUGGAACUUGUUUUGGUUGCCUCCUCUUUGUCCCAUAUAAAACACAUGAGGGUUAUUUAUUUAUUUUUUUAAAAAUAAAAACAAAAAAUUAAUGUUCCAUUUCCUAUUUUGCUCUGCAGCUCUCCGUGAAUAACAAGCCUGCAAACUCUGAAGGGCAGCAGGCAGAUGCAGACAAAAAGGACAACACAAAUGUCCCAUCAGCUCCUCCAACAUACGAAGAGGCGACCUCAGCAGAAGGAUUGAAAUCAGGGGCAUUCCCUCCGCCUCUGAAUGUUCCUCUCCAUCCAGCUUGGGCGUAUGUGGAUCCCAGUGAGUUUGUUCUCUCUCUGACAUAUACAUAUAUUCAAAAUUUAGAAUGCAACCCUAUGAACUUAAUCAAACUUACUUUUGAGUAG
Molecule: messenger RNA, 5613 nt
Organism: Podarcis lilfordi (Lilford's wall lizard)
Lineage: Eukaryota; Metazoa; Chordata; Lepidosauria; Squamata; Lacertidae
Source: the annotation of a GenBank genome assembly